GGGCCCGGGGAGCACGCGACAGUGGGGAGGGCGGGGGCAACGGCGGGCAGGGCAAGAGGGCGGGGAGGGCAGGAGGGCGGGGGCGGCGGCGGCGGCCGCUGGGCCUCUCCUCGCCGCCGCCCUGCCCCGCCGCCCCUCCCCAGCUCGGGCGGGCCUGCCUCGCCUCGGACACCUGAUUCCACUCCGGUGCUGACAGCCUGCCGCCGGUAACUACGGUUCUGGGGGAGGAAGGCGUCUCAGGACGCAGGGGCGCUUGUCACUUAAAGCGACUCAACCAUCACGGCGCGCUGACUUCUUUAGGACGGACGGAUCUACAGGAACGCACGGAGUUCCUCCCCGUGGCCUCCCGGAGCUGAGAGCUGCUGGCUUAUGGGAUCGGGUCCAAACCCCCUGGCCUGCCACGCGAGGGCCUUCAGAAGGGGCCGCACCCACCCCGCCCACAGGGACAGCGCGGGGCCUCCCCACCCCUCUCCGCUGCAAGCAGGUGCGGUGCCCGCCAGGACGCCCUCCUUACCGUCCACCUGCAACCUCCUACUCAAAGCCAGCCCUCCGCUCGCACCGCGCGGCACCCCCCCAACCCGGAGCGCGCCGCCUUCUAAGGAGGCGGGGGGACUCUCCACCCCCCACCACGGGGCAGGGGCAGCGACGGCGUCUCAGGGGCCCCAGCUGAGCAGCUCAUCCAAUGGAAGUGGAAUUCCCACGUGACCUCGCAGUCAGCCACAUCGAGGUGGGAACACUGCUGUUGCGAGGCUUGAGUUCGUGUUGUGCGAGGUGCCUGGAACAGUCCUGGGAACGGACUGUGUGUCUGAUAACCGUCUGCACUCCUCUGGGCUGACGGUGAACCCGUCACAAAGGAGACUGCGUACCCAAGCCACUGUCACCCCGCGGUGCUCUGCUCCUGGGGGGUUUGCACUGACAACAAGCGCAUCGGCAUUCGUGUCCCUGGGAGAUUAUCCGUGGUCGCAGUCAACCUGUCGAAGAAAUGGAUUUGGAUCAGUUGGACCUGAGUCCCAGAAUCGCUGCUGCGGUCAAGAAAGCCAAACUGAAGUCAAUAAAGGAGGUUUUGCAUUUUUCUGGACCAGACCUGCAGAGACUAACUGGCCUCUCCAGCCUCGACGUGCAACACUUGCUGAGAACGGCCUCCCUGCACCUGCGGGGAAGCAGCGUCUUCACAGCUCUGCAUCUGCACCGGCAGAAGAAGAGAUUCCCCGCCCAGCACCAGCGCCUGAGCCUGGGCUGCCCCGUGCUGGACGGCCUUCUCCGCGGCGGCCUGCCCCUGGACGGUGUCACCGAGCUGGCCGGUCACAGCUCCGCCGGGAAGACCCAGCUGGCCCUGCAGCUCUGCCUGACCGUGCAGUUCCCUCCGCGGCACGGAGGCCUGGAGGCCGGGGCCGUGUACAUCUGCACCGAAGACGUCUUCCCGGACCUGCGACUGCAGCAGCUCAUUGCGGGGCAGCGGCACCUGCGGCCGGACGUUCCGGGAGAGGUGAUCGACAAGAUGAAGUUUGGCCACCAGAUCUUCAUCGAGCACGUGGCCGACGUGGACGCCCUGCUGGAGUGUGUGAGUAAGAAGGUGCCCGUGCUGCUGUCGCGGGGGAUGGCCCGCCUAGUGGUCAUCGACUCUGUGGCGGCCCCGUUCCGCUGUGAGUUUGACGGCCUGGCCUCAAUGCCCAGGGCCAGGCGUCUGCAGGCCUUGGGGGCCACCCUGCGCCGGCUGAGCAGCACGUUCCAGAGCCCCGUGCUAUGCAUCAACCAGGUGACAGAGGCCGUGGAGGAGCAGGGCGCGGCACCCGGGCCACAAGGUCUCUGGGAGGAGCGGGUCUCUCCGGCCCUCGGAAUGACCUGGUCCAAUCAGCUCUUAAUGCGGCUGAUGGUCAGCCGGCGCCGCCCCGAGGAGGAAGCCGUCCUCCCCCCGCCCGGCCGCCCUGACCGCACCCUGCGGGUGAUCUUCGCCCCUCACCUGCCCCCCUCAUCCUGCUCCUACACCGUCAGCACGGAGGGGGUACGGGGGACUCCCGGGACCGAGGCCCGUUGAUAUGGCAGCUGCAGAACGGCAGGCCAGGUCCCAAGAAACCCCGAGUCUGGCGGAGCCCUCCACACUCUGCAGGCACAGGGGACUGACGUCUUGACCCAGGACACCCAUCGCUGGGACAGGAUCUGCUCCAAGGGUUGGCUACCCCUUCUCAACGGCGGGAAGGCAGUAAGCACGGAUGACCCGCCUGACGUGGCCUCCCCCCGGGCAGGGCUGUCUGCCUUCACGCCCCACUGCCCCCCACGCUGCCUGGCACAGCGGGCCCUGGACCCUUUCGCUAUGGCCUGUUCUCUGCCGGGCACUGUCCUAAGUAAUUCAUCCACGUCGGAGUGCGUCUCCUUCGCGGCCCCUGGGGAUGGGCAGUUACCGUCCUUGGUCUCAGGGAAACUGAGGCACAGAAGAGUGAAGUGACUUGGCCAACCUCCUGCAACUCCAUGAGCCAGACGCUGAUCCCCAGGCUGGUACCAGGAGGGCAGGGACAUAACCUGACCCAGUACUAGGGUGGAGGCAGAGGUCCCCGUAACUGGGCAGACUCGCACUGUUUUGACAUUUUCUAGAGCAGAAAAAUUCACUUCUGACUUCCACCCCAUUUUUAAGUAGUCUGGGACUCUCAGAAGGUUGAGAAUGGCUCGUGUUAAGUAAGAAACCGUUCUUUUAGGGUUGGAAUUUUAUAAAAGAGCCUUUCCGCAAGUGCAGGGACUUUGCAAAAGGAAAUAAACCAUUUUACUAUCGUAAUUAAAUACAAACAA
Neofelis nebulosa (Clouded leopard) is the source of this 2781-nucleotide messenger RNA. It is a transcript of the gene XRCC3, whose product is annotated as X-ray repair cross complementing 3. Gene Ontology annotation, cellular component: Rad51C-XRCC3 complex; replication fork. The record is from RefSeq and is a predicted model, not a curated record. Gene Ontology annotation, biological process: resolution of mitotic recombination intermediates; double-strand break repair via synthesis-dependent strand annealing; telomere maintenance via recombination. Lineage: Eukaryota; Metazoa; Chordata; Mammalia; Carnivora; Felidae. Gene Ontology annotation, molecular function: ATP binding; ATP-dependent DNA damage sensor activity; four-way junction DNA binding. The transcript has 9 exons. The coding region runs from base 983 to 2035 and encodes 350 amino acids.